AUGGAUUAUCAGAACCAGGCACCGCCGUCUUCUGAACCUUCUCCUUCACCAUCUGAACGUCCUCCGGGAAUCACAUCGCCGGAGACAUCGUCGAACAAUCAGAAUCAUGAGAUUGAAGAUAUUAUGGCUUGCGUCACGGCUUUAGAAGCUGCUCUGCUUCCAUGUUUACCCGCUAGAGAGCUUCAAGCCAUUGAUCGCUCUCCUCAACCUUCUCAUCAAAUUGAUGUUGAGCGGCACGCCAGAGAUUUCAUGGAAGCUGCAAAAAAGCUUCAGCUUUAUUUCAUGGGAUUGAAGCGAGAGGAUCGCACGCCCACAAGAGCAGAAAGUCUUAAGAAGGAGAUUGCAGCAAUGGAGGAAGAGCUUAAGACAAAGGACGAGCUUAUAAAGAAACACACAAGGCUUAUCCAAGAAUCACAGAAGCUAGUGAAAGAACAGAGAGAGAAACACCGAGUGGAGCUGGAGAAAGUGUAA
This is a messenger RNA of Arabis nemorensis, 471 nucleotides long. The record is from the annotation of a GenBank genome assembly. Lineage: Eukaryota; Viridiplantae; Streptophyta; Magnoliopsida; Brassicales; Brassicaceae.